CGCGGGGUGCGUGAAAAGUUGCCCUUGAUUUAGGCUUGUCUUUUGAAGAACUUAGAACUAUGACAAAUAAACAGCUUCUCAGGAUGCGUCUCUGGCGGAGGACUGCCCUCUCCAAUGGGUAGCUCCUGCUGAUGCUGUCCAGGCAUCGCCCAAGGGGAGAGGUUGUGGCGCGGUCGCAAGGCGCGGGAGGAGUCUGGCUGUGAUUGAUGGGGAAGGGACGAAUGAAUAAAAGUACUUGUCUAGGGACAGCAAAGACCCCGAGCACGCUGUGGAGGCUACACUGUCUGGCAUUCCCUCGGCGUUUCGUCAGAGCCAGACCCGCCUGCAGCUGAAGGGAGGCGUGCUCUGCUCCAGGAGAAAACUGGAACCGAGCUGGGAGCCGAGCGCGUCCAGGGAAGAAAGUCCCCGCUCGUCGCUCUGCGCCUGGUGCGUCGGAUCCGCGAGAGUCUGAAAGCUGCGGAGCGGCCACCUGACGCCCACUGGAGCAGGCAGCAGCAUGCAGCCUCUGCCAACCCUGUGUGGACGCGUUCUGGUGGCGCUGAUCCUUGCCUGCGGCGUGGCAGGGGUCCAGGGAGAAGAGAGGAGAUUCCCGCCGGCCAGGGCCACUCCGCCACUUCUGGGGUCUGAAGAGAUAAUGACGCCCCCCACUAAGACCUCCUGGCCGACGGGGUCCAACGCCAGCGUGCCGCGGUCAUCAGCACCUCCGCAAAUGCCUAAAGCAGGGAGGACGGCAGGAGCCCAGCCACGCACCCUCCCUCCUCCCCCGUGCGAAAGAACCAUCGAGAUCAAGGAGACUUUCAAGUACAUCAACACAGUAGUGUCCUGCCUAGUGUUCGUGCUGGGCAUCAUCGGAAACUCCACACUGCUGAGAAUCAUUUACAAGAACAAGUGCAUGCGGAACGGCCCUAAUAUCUUGAUCGCCAGCCUGGCUCUGGGAGACUUGCUGCACAUCAUCAUUGACAUCCCCAUCAAUGUCUACAAGCUGCUGGCGGAGGACUGGCCCUUUGGAGUCGAGAUGUGUAAGCUGGUGCCUUUCAUACAGAAGGCCUCCGUGGGCAUCACUGUGCUGAGUCUGUGUGCUCUAAGUAUUGACAGAUAUCGAGCUGUUGCUUCUUGGAGUCGAAUUAAAGGAAUCGGGGUUCCAAAAUGGACAGCAGUAGAAAUUGUUUUAAUUUGGGUGGUCUCUGUGGUUCUGGCUGUCCCUGAAGCCGUGGGUUUUGAUAUGAUUACCGCUGACUACAAAGGAAGUUAUCUGCGAAUCUGCCUGCUUCAUCCCACUCAGAAAACAGCCUUCAUGCAGUUUUACAAGAAUGCUAAGGAUUGGUGGCUAUUUAGUUUCUAUUUCUGCUUGCCAUUGGCCAUCACUGCAUUUUUUUAUACCUUGAUGACCUGUGAAAUGUUGAGAAAGAAGAGUGGCAUGCAAAUUGCUUUAAAUGAUCACUUAAAGCAGAGAAGGGAAGUGGCGAAAACAGUAUUCUGCCUGGUCCUUGUCUUUGCCCUGUGCUGGCUUCCUCUUCACCUCAGCAGGAUUUUGAAACACACUCUUUAUGAUCAGAAUGAUCCCCAUAGAUGUGAACUUUUGAGCUUUUUGUUGGUAUUGGACUACAUUGGCAUCAACAUGGCCUCCCUGAAUUCCUGCAUUAAUCCAAUAGCUCUGUAUUUGGUGAGCAAAAGAUUCAAAAACUGCUUUAAGUCGUGCUUAUGCUGCUGGUGCCAAUCAUUUGAAGAAAAACAGUCCUUGGAAGACAAGCAGUCAUGCUUAAAGUUCAAAGCUAAUGAUCACGGAUAUGACAACUUCCGUUCCAGUAAUAAAUACAGCUCAUCUUGAAUGAAGGAAUAUUCACUUAAUCUCAUCUUCUUUAUUUUGGACAGAAGUCAUUAAGACAGUGAGGCAUUUGCCAAAACAAAACAACUGUGUGUUUGCACAAAAUAAUGUAAAAAUGUAAGAGUGAUUAUUUUCUUAACACUCACAGUUACAUAUGACAUUUUAUGAGCUGUUUACAGCACGAGAAGAAAAGCAUCAAGAAUUAAAAGCCUCAUUGUGAAAGCACUUGAUUUUUUUACAGUCAGCACUUCAAUAUAGCUCUUAAUAACUUCCAGUAUGUUCAGACACCACUUACAACUAAAUUGAGCCCACUCAGAAUUCCUAUUAAAGAGAUUUAUUUUUUAAAUUAAUGUAAAUCCAAUACAAAAAAAGAAAUGUGUCACUGUAAAACAGAAUUUUUAAAUGAAGCUUAAAUUGCUCAACUUAAAAUUUUAAAAAUUCUUUAAAAGAACUUUUUUAUUCGUAGUAUCACAUCAUUGGUUGAACUAUAAUUGGACACAAAAUGUGAAAGCAGUUUAGCUGGUGUAUUUUUUUGACAUUAGAAACCUAUUUAAAUGAUCAGGAGGAAUUACCAGAAAGAGAGAUUAAGGUUUUUGAAAAUCAUGAAACUUUUUACAUUCGGAGAAGAGCAAAUGUCACAAAGAGAAAGAGAGAGAAGGGUUGGAACACUCCCAGAAGACUGCUUUGAAAUCUCCCAUUCAUGUAUUCUGCAAAGAAAAUACUAUGUAGGAUUUUUUCAGGAUUAUUAAAACAUCUUCUUUCACUAUUGUAAUUUAAACACUAUUUGUUUAGUUUUGUCAUCUGUAAUUACUUAGCUACAAUACACAACGUGUAGAUGAUUAAAUGAAGGGCAGGCCCCAGUGUUCAUACCUUUACAAUGGAGAGAUGCCAGUAACCCCGUAAUGGACAGAAUGUGAGUCGCUGGAGCAGGGUCCACUUGACAAAGGAGAAGCCAGCAUCGUCUGUCACCCAUGCUGUAAUAAAAAUGGUCUCCAGCAUAUGUAUAAUAUGAUAGUUAAAAUACUGACUAUUUUUUAAGAUCACACAAAUUAGUCAAUUUAACAGCUACCUAUAAAGCUUAUUACUAAUUUUUAUAUUAUUUUUUGUAAAUAACUAAUAGAAAAGAAUUCUUGACAUGGUGUUUUUCUGUCACUUACAGGCAAAACUGCUUUUUGAGACUGUAAAAACCCCGUACUUUGUGCAUUCUUGCCUAAUUCUUUCAUCUCCCCAGGAAGGUGCCUUAGGUUAACUUGGGAUGAGAUGCGAGUGAAAAUACAUACAAGAGAAAACGGAAGGGAGAGGAAAUGAGGUGAGGGGGGAGGAAACCCAUGGGGACAGAUUCCCAUUCUUAGCCUGACGUUCGUUCGUCAUUGCCCCGUCACAUCAGUGCAAAAGGUCCUGAUUCUGUUCCAGCAAAACACACUGCAAUGUUCUCAGAGUGACUUCAGGAACAAAUUGGGCCCAAGAGCUUUAACUCUGUCUUAAAAUACAACAGAGUUUCUACAUUUUUAUUUUAGUAACCCAGGGCCACAUGUUGGAAAUAAGCUAGCAAUGCUGUUUUCUGCCAGCAUCUAAUGUGAUGAUAUAGUAAAUCAAACCCCAACAAUGUGGCCAAAAAGAAAGGACAAUAACUAAUUCACAUGCCACAUGGAUUCUAUUUACAAAUCACUCACAGUCUUGUUUAUUAAUUUCUUCCUGAUCACUUUUUCAGAUGCCUGUCAUCACAAAAGACCUUUCAGACUUUGGUUUUUAAAUUAACGUUGAGUCACAAAUAUUUUUGCAGUUUGUUAAAAUAUGUUUUAUACCUAUUCAAAUUUCAGAUCGUUUUUAUUACCAUGUACUGAAUUUUGUUUCUUCCUCCUCGUUUACAUCCUAAUACCCUUUCCUUCUGCAUGUCAGCAUUGUGGUCUGUAAUCAUCUUGCCAAAUUUUGAACUGCACGCAGAGUACAUCCAUGCAUUAUUUAUAAUAAAAUUGUGUUCAGUAACAUUUCUAAAAAUGUUUGAUUCAAAAUGUGAACAUACUGAUAAAGGUUGGUAAGAAACAAACAUGAUUUUUUGGCAUGAUUAAAACCAAUAUAUAGGAAAAGGUGCUACUAUUUAACUUUAAAACAUCUUUCCUGGUAUUAAGGACUGCAUAAUAUAGCAAAGGACAAAAAUAGCGUUGGUAUGGAUGUUAAAACUUAAAAGAUUUACAAGUGAUUUUAGCCUACUUUCUCCUUUAUACAUUGCUAAUCUGGGUGCGUGUUCAGACAUCUUUUAGUAUUGACAGCUUAUGUAUGGCCAAAAGAAUACAGUUUAUAGCAAAACCUGGGUAUGCUGAAGCUAACUUUAUAAACUUGUAACAUAACCACAUAAAAUAAUUAUAUAUUUUGUUUUUCUGUGGUCACUUAAAGUGGCAACUACUAUAGUGGCUGAUUUCUUGUUAGGUAAACAAAACCAAUAAAAAUUUGAAUUGCUUAAAAAGAAGACCAGCUUAUUUUUUACGGUGCAGGCAAUAAUUCAUUAAAUACUAAAUGAUUAAGUGUUUCAAGGAAAUACAAAUAUUACAAGUGGACAUUAUUUAUGUGAAACAGACAGUUAUCGAGGAAAUAUGAAAGUUCUUAAAUUAAAAUGCCAAGUUUCUGGUUUCCAGGCUGCUUUGUUGUAUUUUAUUGUUGUAAGUAACCAGCUAUACAUACAGACAUCCGCUUUUCUGAGGUUGAUUAUCUGGUUGAUGGUUUCCAAUGGUCCCUUAUGUCUUUCUAUCUCUGGUUGCCUACCUUUGGAGCAUUUCACUUUUUAAUCAUUAUUGUACCAUAGGUCAAAGGGGAAAGGUUGAAAUGUGAUUUGGGGAUCACUCAUUUCAUUUCACAAGCUUCUUCUGAGUGUUUACUAUGUGCAAGAUGGGAUGAAAUUGAUAAAAAUGCAAGAUUCCUAGUAGAUAGGAGACAGAAAUGAUAAAAUUUAAUACAAGGAAAAUAAAACGAGCACUAAAUAAAUGCA
Molecule: messenger RNA, 4808 nt
Organism: Equus quagga
Lineage: Eukaryota; Metazoa; Chordata; Mammalia; Perissodactyla; Equidae
Gene: EDNRB
Product: endothelin receptor type B
Exons: 8
Coding region: 497-1828 (443 amino acids)
Biological process (GO): vasoconstriction; G protein-coupled receptor signaling pathway; enteric nervous system development
Cellular component (GO): membrane
Molecular function (GO): endothelin receptor activity
Source: RefSeq, a predicted model, not a curated record